AUCUUACAAAGAAACAGGAUGGACAUUUUGAUGCACCCCCACACUUAUUUAUGAAGGUAAAAGAGGUUGAUGCAGCUGGAGAAUGGUUUAAAGAAGGAAUGAAAUUGGAAGCUAUAGACCCCUUAAACCUCUCAGCAAUAUGUGUGGCAACUAUCAGAAAGGUGUUAGCAGAUGGCUAUCUUAUGAUUGGGAUUGAUGGCUCAGAAGCAGCAGAUGGGUCUGAUUGGUUUUGUUACCAUGCCACUUCCCCUUCUAUUUUCCCUGUUGGUUUCUGUGAAAUUAACAUGAUUGAACUAACUCCACCCAGAGGUUAUGCAAAACUCCCUUUUAAAUGGUUUGACUACCUCAGGGAAACUGACUCAAUAGCAGCACCUGUAAAGCUCUUCAAUAAGGAAGUUCCAAACCAUGGGUUUCAUGUUGGAAUGAAACUGGAGGCUGUUGAUCUGAUGGAACCUCGCCUGGUAUGUGUGGCCACAGUAACUCGCAUUAUCCAUCGGCUUUUGAGGAUACACUUUGAUGGGUGGGAAGAUGAAUAUGAUCAGUGGGUGGAUUGCGAGUCCCCAGACCUCUAUCCCGUGGGAUGGUGUCAGCUAACUGGAUAUCAGCUACAGCCUCCAGCGCCGCAGUCCUCACGAGACAGCCAGUCCAGCUCAUCCAAACAGAAGAAAAAAGCUAAAUCGCAGCAGUACAAAGGACAUAAGAAAAUUACUUCAUUGCAGCUGAAGGAGGAGUUGCUGGAUGGAGAUGACUACAGCUUCCUUCAAGGAGCAUCUGACCAGGAAAGCAACGGGUCUGCCAGUUACUACAUCAAACAGGAACCAUGAGGCAGCUCAGAAGAGUGAGGGGCAGAGCAUUGGUGACAGGACAAGAACCUUUCUCCAAGACUGACUGAUUUUGCUCCCACUUGGAUGGUACAGUUCUGGUGGCUGUGCCUGGGGCACUUUGCUAACUGUAGACAAGUUAGACUCAGUUCAGAAUUUUUUUGGAAGGGAGGGGGAAACUAUUUUAGUGAAAAA
This is a messenger RNA of Acanthisitta chloris (rifleman), 1016 nucleotides long. RefSeq names its product MBT domain-containing protein 1-like. The transcript is spliced from 7 exons. Gene Ontology annotation, biological process: regulation of DNA-templated transcription. Lineage: Eukaryota; Metazoa; Chordata; Aves; Passeriformes; Acanthisittidae. The annotation marks the transcript as partial. The record is from RefSeq and is a predicted model, not a curated record. Gene Ontology annotation, cellular component: nucleus.